Diuraphis noxia (Russian wheat aphid) is the source of this 1191-nucleotide messenger RNA. RefSeq lists its product as uncharacterized. The record is from RefSeq and is a predicted model, not a curated record. Gene Ontology annotation, molecular function: protein dimerization activity. Lineage: Eukaryota; Metazoa; Arthropoda; Insecta; Hemiptera; Aphididae.
AUGAUUGGUCUAAUAUACAAAGACUUAUUAAUAAUCACGAACACUCACAUAAUCAUAUACACUAAUAAUAGAGAAGUGGUUCGAACUGUUAUUGAAGUAUUGAUUUUUGCUGCUCGACAAAAUAUAUCGCUACGAGGACACAAUGAAAAUGUUCAAUCAUUAAACCGUGGAAAUUWUUUAGAGCUAUUAAAAGUCAUAGGACGUCACAGUGCCCCUGUUAUGAUGCAUCUUGAAAAAAUAAACAAAAGUAAUAAUAACAGAUUAACAUUUAUGUCUUCUAAAAGUCAAGAAAAACUGUUGAGUAUAUUAGGUGAAAUGGUUCGAGCACAAAUAUUGAAAGAUGUGAAAAAUGCUUGCCAUUUUGCUGUUAUAGUUGAUACCACUACGGAUAUAUCAAACCAAGAACAGUUUACAUUUAUAGUGAGAUAUGUUAACAGUACUGGUGUAAUAGAAGAGCGAUUGUUGGCUUUAGAAACUGCAAGUGAUGCUACAGGACAAGGAUUAUUCAAUACCUUUUGUACAAUAACAAGUAAAUAUGACAUCAACUGGGAAAAACAUUUGUGUGCACAAUCAUUCGAUGGUGCAGCAUCUAUGCAAGGAAUUUAUUCAGGUCUACGAAGUUUUAUUCAACAUAAAAAUCCUAGAGCAAUUUACGUUUGGUGUUUUGCCCACAUAUUAAACUUAGUAGUGGUAGAUACAUGUGAUUCAUGUACUGAUACUAAAAAUUUUUUURGAGAUGUUCAAUCAUUAGUAUUUUUUCUAAAAGCUCGCAAAAGAACAGCUGUUUUUAUUGAAUGCCAAAAAAAAAUUUAUAAAKAUGAGAGAGUUUUGCGAUUGAAAAGUUUUUCAGAUACUCGAUGGACCUCACAUGGUAAAGUUUUAAAUGUCAUAUUUUGUAAAUAUAAGGCAUUGAUUGAUGCUUUAGAAUAUGGACUUGACUCAGCCUUUCCUAAUGUGCACGUUGCGUAUAGAGCUCUGGCAACAAUUCCAGCAUCAUCUGCAUCAGCCGAAAGAUCUUUUUCAAAGGUGAAAUUGAUUAAAACAAGACUAAGAUCAACAAUGGGGCAAGGUAGAUUAGAGAGUCUCUUACUUCUGRGUUGCGAAAGAGAUAUUCCAAUAGAUAUAAAUAUUGUUAUUGAUAAAUUUUCACAGUCUUCAGAUCUCUUAAAAAAUGCAUUAACUUUUAAAUAA